This is a messenger RNA of Pelodiscus sinensis (Chinese soft-shelled turtle), 1406 nucleotides long. Its product is annotated as trypsin-like. Gene Ontology annotation, cellular component: secretory granule. Lineage: Eukaryota; Metazoa; Chordata; Testudines; Trionychidae. Gene Ontology annotation, biological process: proteolysis. The record is from RefSeq and is a predicted model, not a curated record. Gene Ontology annotation, molecular function: serine-type endopeptidase activity.
UUUGACAGCCCAGAUCUCCUGGGGCCGGCCGGGAAGUCACAUUAUAAAGCUACGCUGCGCCGGGCUCUGUCCACACGUCGCACGAGGCUGCCGACGCCGGAGCUACAGGGUGCUUCCUGGAACAAGCACCUCUCGUCACCUCCCAGCAUCCCCUCUGCCAUGGAGUGGCUGGGCGUUGCGCUCCUGCUGGUGACUGCAGUAAGCGGCUUCAACCCCCGGAUCAUCGGCGGUGCUCCCUGUGAGCCUCACUCCAAGCCCUGGCAGGCCGCUCUCUUUGUGGGCUCCCAGCUUAGCUGCGGAGGGACCCUGAUUGACAAGAACUGGGUGAUCACUGCAGCCCACUGCAACAUCAGGUGCAUCCUCACUGUGCGCCUGGGAGAACACAACAUCAGGAAGCUGGAUUUCACAGAGCAGCUGAGGCUCUCAGCCAAAAUGAUCAUCCACCCCAAGUACAACUCAGCUAGCAAGGACAAUGACAUCAUGCUGAUCAAACUGCUCACCCCGGCAAACAUCAACAGAAAUGUCCAGCCCCUGGCGCUGCCUACCAGUUGCCCCACAGCAGGGCAGGACUGCGUGGUAUCCGGAUGGGGAACAACAAAAAGUCCUGAAUUGAGAUUCCCACCUGUUCUCUACUGUGGCAACAUCUCCGUUUUCUCCCAGGAGCAAUGUCGUUCGAUCUACCCACGCUACUUCACCAACAACAUGUUCUGUGCCGGGCUGCCACAGGGGGGAGUAGACUCAUGCCAGGGAGAUUCCGGGGGACCCUUGGUCUGCAAUGGGGUACUCCAGGGUAUCGUGUCUUGGGGGACCCAGACAUGUGCACUGCCCAAUAAGCCAGGUGUUUAUGUGAACAUCUGUAACUACAUUGACUGGAUCCGGGAGACCAUAAACAACAACUGAGCCUCGGUUCCUCCGGACACUGAUCCCUCCCUCUUUGACUUGCACUUCUGCAGAGGAUGGAGCCUUUGGGGGUGCAUUAGCCAGGUUGUCCCCCCCGGCCAUAUGCACGGAUGUUAAAUAAUAAAGGCCCUUCGCUGCCGGGAGUGGCUAGUUCACAGAAGCACUGCAUGAUUUCACGCCUGGUUUGUAGUGGAGCACCAGGCCCUGGCAGUGUAGCUGCUCACCCGUAGGUAUUUUGCUUGUCUUGCCUCGCAAUCACCAGCAUUUUUUUCCUUGAACAUCCAUCCGAGGCAAAGCGAGGCAGGCUCUCCUCCCCAUUGCCUAGCAGGUAAAUGAUUUGGCCAUGCUCGCACAGGAAGCCUGUAGCAGAGCAGCAACUUAAUUCAGGGCAUCCAAGGCUGAAGUGCCCCCCUCUGCUCCUCUCCUCCCUUUUGGCUGGUGGGGAUUUUCUGAAUGGGAAGCGGGCCGGGUCAGAAAUGGAACAUUCUGUGGGAAAACGGAACUUC